AGGCCUCAGAGGGGAAGAGGUUUCGCGGACCGUCAGCUCGGAGUCGCAUCCCCUUCGUCUCCAGGUGGCGCAGCUUGCAUUUCGAGGGGCGCGAGUGCGGCAGAGCUCUCUUUGUCGAUCCAGGGACUCCGCCAAGGUCCAGCAGCGAGCCAUCCUGAGUACUAGUCAAAGUUGCCAACAUCUUGCCAAGUUGAUUCUAGCUCCCUAAGGUCGGUUGCAUUGAAAGAAUGGCAGAUGUGGAUGAUCGCCCUCCCCGGGAUGAUGGUCGGGAUGGGCGAUCAGCUCCUCGAGAUGACGAUCACGAUAGACGCAGAGAUAGGUAUGAUGAUGAUCGAAAAGAUUAUGAUCGCCGGGAGCGUGAUCGUGGCAGUGGCAGGGACAGGCACCGGAGCAGGGAAGACUAUGACGACAGGCGCAGGCACAGGGAUGAUUAUGACGAUCGGCACAAGGGCCGCCAUUCCAGAGGUCGCAGCCGCUCGCGGUCCCGCUCCCGCUCGCGCGAUCGCAGAGGGCGAAAGGGGAGUGGGUUUGAUAUGGCACCUCCGGCAGUAGCUGCACCUCCAACCGCUGGCGCAGACGCUGGUGGUGCUGUGUACCCCUUUGGACAGUUCCCAGGAUUCCCCCAGAUCCCUGUCGCUGCAAUGACGCAGCAAGCCACCCGUCACGCACGCCGGGUGUAUGUUGGGGGGCUUCCGCCGAUGGCCAAUGAGCAGAGUGUGGCGACCUUCUUCAGCCAGGCUAUGCAUCUGAUCGGGGGCAACACUGCUGGCCCAGGUGACUGUGUGGUGAACGUCUACAUCAACCAGGAGAAGAAGUUCGCAUUUGUGGAGCUCAGGACUGUGGAAGAAACCAGCAAUGCGAUGGCGCUGGAUGGAGUCAACUUUGACGGGGUUGCGGUGAGGGUACGGAGGCCAAGUGACUACAACCCGUCAAUGGCAGCGACCCUUGGGCCUAGCCAGCCGAAUCCCAAUCUCAACUUAGCUGCGGUGGGGCUUACGCCAGGAAGCGGGGCUGGCGGAGCAGACGGACCUGAUCGGGUCUUUGUGGGAGGCCUGCCGUACUAUCUUACUGAGGAACAGAUCAAGGAACUGUUGUCAUCUUUCGGGCCUCUCAAGGGCUUCGAUCUCAUCAAGGACCGGGAGACCGGGAGCAACAAGGGUUACGGCUUCUGUGUGUGGCAGAACCCGGCAGUGACGGACAUUGCUUGUGCGGCUCUGAAUGGCAUGAAGCUCGGUGACAAGACUCUCACUGUGCGGCGGGCCACGUCCAGUGGCCAAGCGAAGCCUGAUCAGACUGCGGUCCUUCAGCAAGCUCAACAGCAGAUUGCAAUGCAGCUGGGAGGUCUUGUCAGCCCUGGCCUUGCUGGCACGGGAGCCAACAACAUUCCUCUUGGCAUGCCCGCAGAGGUGCCAACCAAGGUGCUCGUGCUGCUCUCGGUUGUUACCCCUGACGAGCUGGUCAACGAUCAGGACUAUGAGGAGAUCUUUGAGGACAUGAAGGAGGAGUGCGCUAAGUAUGGCAGCCUUGUCAAGGUCGUCAUCCCACGCCCCGAUCCUUCGGGGGCGCCUCGGCCAGGGGUCGGCAAGGUUUUUGUGGAGUAUGCCGAUACCACGUCAUCAGCAAAAGCCAAGCAAGCCCUUCAUGGGCGGAAGUUUGGUGGCAACGCCGUCGUUGCUACGUACUAUAGAGAAGAGAAGUUCCAUUCUGGCGACUACAGCGGCUAGUUUGAGUCGUUUUUGAUAGAGUCGUCAUGUUCUACCUCUCUCACUUCGCUGCUACCAGUAGAACAAUCUGCAAAAGGGUUUACGCAGCCGAUUUGGUGGCUCGCAAAGCACAAACGUGCCGCGCUGGCGCCUUGAACGUGAUGUACCAGCUUCUCAUAUAGCCUCUAGUUAGCAUGCAGAUCUUCAUAUGAAUGCAGCAGACGGCAGAAGUGCGACGUAUAGAGCCGUGCUUAUAAUACAUGCAUAUGUCUUGGAGAUUAAACAUAGGUAACGAACAUGGUAAGACAAUCGCACCGGACCUUGACUGCUGUUGUGUGCAGUGUGUUUGUCGACAAAUUAGCAUUUUGACUUUCAUGAAAGGCUAUAGCUUUCUGACUUGAGCAAAUGAUGUACAAUACGGUCCUGUACAGCAU
This is a messenger RNA of Klebsormidium nitens, 2137 nucleotides long. NCBI's taxonomy places the organism in Eukaryota, Viridiplantae, Streptophyta, Klebsormidiophyceae, Klebsormidiales, Klebsormidiaceae. The record is from the annotation of a GenBank genome assembly.